Arthroderma uncinatum is the source of this 2292-nucleotide messenger RNA. RefSeq lists its product as uncharacterized. The coding region runs from base 1 to 2292 and encodes 763 amino acids. The transcript has 11 exons. The record is from RefSeq and is a predicted model, not a curated record. Lineage: Eukaryota; Fungi; Ascomycota; Eurotiomycetes; Onygenales; Arthrodermataceae. Gene Ontology annotation, biological process: positive regulation of DNA-templated transcription. Gene Ontology annotation, cellular component: mediator complex.
AUGGAAGAGACAUUAGAUGUGGACGACCUCUUCGGCGACUCAGGCGGUCUGGAGUUGAGCCUGACAGCAGCUGUGCCUUCGAAAGCACUACCAGCUCGAAUCGACGAACUGCGGCUGCUAGGAUGUUGCCAAAAAAUCGCGUGGUCCAAGAUGGGCGCAAUCGCCUAUAUCGCUCCAGACGGGACGAAGGCAUUUCUACGACAUCUCAGCUGCGGCCCCGAGAACGGGAAAUGGGGUCUCAGCGAUGGAGACCCAGACCAUCCCAUUGCAGACGCACAGGGCGGCCAUACUCUGGUUCACCUUUCGUGGAACGAGUCGGGGACGGACAUCGCCAUUGUUGACUCGUGCGGCCGUAUAUCGAUCAUUGCAAUGUCGGUGGCCUUGAAUGUUCUGAUUCCAUCGCGUCCGGCAAUUUUGGAUUCCGAUGAUGAUGGCAAUCAGCCGGUUGGGCUCAUGUGGCUGUCCAUCAAUCGAUCGGAGUCCAAAUGGGGAGAUAUGGUGGUAGAACUGCAUAGCACGGGCUAUACCAAUGAUAUUCUGACCCAUGCCGCCAUGGCUCCCGUUGACGGUGGUGGGAUUAUGGUGGUGACUUACUCGGCGAGUAACGACUUACGACUCUACCGUGCACAGCUCAAGUGGGAAGGCGCACCAGUAGAUACAGCUCAUCAACGACCGAAUAACUCCAUUGCAGUACCGAGCAUCCAACUGGUUCACAUUGAAGUUGAAGUUCCACAUGUGGUCCCGUCCCCAUCAACAUAUGCGUUGGGAAACCCGGAAAACAUAGCCAACAAUGCAAACGGAUUAUUUGCUCUCACGCACCUGCAAGUAAUUGCAUGCCCCUUGGAUUCUCCUGGAGGCCAAACGGCCCCGGCGAUAUUAGCAGUGUUCUCGUACCCUAUCCACAACUCACACGGACGGUCUCACAUCGAGCACCCCAGUGUGCUUGCUCGAUGGGAAUUCCGCUCGGUCACCCAGAACCUCCACAGGAGUUUUGAUAACAUUGUGUCGAAGCAAGCGCGCCAUCCGUUGUUGCCUAACACCGAGUUAAGGAGACAGGCGGAUUUAUAUUUCGAAAGGCAUAUAGUCUCAGUUGACUACAUGGAAGCAGGGAAUGUCCUUGUUAUAACUCUAGAGGACAGCAGCAUAAACUUCUACGAUGCAAAAAACUUUACUCCGCUCUCUGGUCUCGACGAUGUUGAAACGGUUACAAGCCUGCCCCAGUCUGGCUUCGCAUUUCCUCCCGCAAUAUCACCUGAUGAGAAAUCCCAGGUCCAGAUUCGCAUAAUGGAGCAUUCGUUCGGUGCAGAAGAUGGUUUAUUCAAUGACGGAAAAUUCAUGAGCGCUCUGGCUGCUCUUACUAUGGCAUAUUGCAGAGCAUGCAGUAGUGACAGUAAUAAUGAUGAUGUACUGAUGAUCGUUAUGCAGCAGCUGAAUGCAGAUUCCCACAAGAAUUUCAUAAAUGAAGUAUAUCGAGCUCUUUCGAUGAAUGUUGAUUUCACAAUCGAGCAGGACAAGCUGAUGAAUAAUCCAUACAUCCUAAAAUGCUUUAGUAUGCAGGCCGCCCUUGGAUUCAAAACACGGCUUGAACGCCGUAACCUUGCAGCAGCAGUUCCCUGGGUUACACUGCAGCUUCGGCAGAUAUCCAUUCUACUGGCAUACAUGCACUUUAACAAGGCCGGUGCUGAGUCCGAAUGUCAUGACCCUGAGGUACUACGAAUAACCCUGGGGAACGUGAAAUGGGCCCUUGAUCUUGCAAAAUAUCUUGUUGAUGACCUAUUCGAGAUUUCCGACAAUUUCGGUAACCAGGUGAAUAGCCAGGAGUCUGGAACCUCACCAGCAGACUCAGCCCUGAAAGUGGAUGUCUAUGAGAAACUCCUCGCCAGUGUCGAUAACGAUGUUAAACAUGCAUAUCAAAAUGCAGGUUUCACCAACAGCGACCGGGCCGCCCCUGAGCGUGACCUCCUCAUCACUGGCAGUAUACCACCAGUCUUACAGCCGGCAGUGACGUCAAUUCUUACCAAAACCAUGCCCAUGGUCCGGAAUGAAGCUAAUCCAAUGUACCUGUUUCUACAAGAUUACAGCUGGCUAGGUGUUGGUGACGACAAGCGAACGGAUAUAUAUAGACGAAGAUAUGAACUGGACAUUCUUCGAAAGGUUUUGAUACCUUUGGAUGAGCCAAGGGGCACUGAGCAGCGGCCGAGCAGAAGUUGCGGCGGUGCGGAUGUUAAUGAGGACAGUCGUACUCCGGGCCUGUACGUGUGGAGGAAUGUGGUCUAUGAGCAAUGCGAAUAA